Molecule: messenger RNA, 900 nt
Organism: Henningerozyma blattae CBS 6284
Lineage: Eukaryota; Fungi; Ascomycota; Saccharomycetes; Saccharomycetales; Saccharomycetaceae
Gene: PIC2
Product: Cu/Pi carrier
Exons: 1
Coding region: 1-900 (299 amino acids)
Biological process (GO): mitochondrial phosphate ion transmembrane transport
Cellular component (GO): mitochondrial inner membrane
Molecular function (GO): phosphate transmembrane transporter activity
Source: RefSeq, a predicted model, not a curated record
AUGCCUGAUAUCGAACUAUAUACUACAAAAUUCUACACUACUUGUACCCUAGGUGGGAUCAUUGCUUGUGGUCCAACCCAUUCCUCUGUUACUCCGUUGGAUUUGGUCAAAUGUCGUUUACAAGUAAACCCUUCUCUGUAUAAAUCAAAUUUACAAGGUUGGCAAAAUAUAAUUAAAAACGAAGGCGGUGUCAAAGCCAUUUUCACUGGGUUUGGUGCCACAUUCAUCGGCUACUCUUUACAAGGUGCAGGUAAAUACGGUGGGUAUGAAUUCUUUAAACAUUAUUACUCAACUUGGUUCCCCAACUUAUAUUCCAAUUACUCCACUUUGGUUUAUCUAGGUGCCUCAGGUACUGCAGAAUUCUUGGCUGAUAUCAUGUUAUGUCCCUUCGAAGCUAUCAAAGUCAGACAACAAACCACCAUGCCACCUUUCUGUAAGAACGUUUUCCAAGGUUGGAGCAAGAUUGUUUCCAAAGAGGGAAUCGCAGGACUAUACAAAGGUAUCACCCCUCUUUGGUUCAGACAAAUCCCUUACACUAUGGUUAAGUUCACCUCUUUUGAAAAAAUCGUAGAAUCCAUUUACUCCUAUUUACCAACACCAAAAUCCCAAAUGUCCAUGUUGCAACAAAUCUCCGUCAGUUUCACAGGUGGGUAUCUAGCAGGUAUUCUUUGUGCCGCCGUUUCGCACCCGGCCGAUGUCAUGGUUUCCAAGAUCAAUAAUGAAAGAGCUAAAGAUGAAGAAAUGCUUGCCGCCACCAAACGUAUCUAUAACCGUAUUGGGUUCAUGGGUCUAUGGAACGGUCUUACCGUGAGAAUCUUCAUGAUUGGUACGUUGACAUCUUUCCAAUGGUUGAUUUACGAUUCUUUCAAAGCUUAUGUCGGAUUACCAACUUCAGGUUGA